AUGCCAGAGCCAGAAAUGCCGAGUGAAAUUUCCGCCUGCAAGGACCUUCUUCUGAAGCUGAAAAAGAGUCCGCAUGCAGGCCCAUUUCUCUAUCCUGUUGACCCGCAUAGGCUCAACAUUCCCGAUUACUACGACAAAAUAAAGCACCCAAUGGACCUUUCCACACUCUCAAAGAAGAUAGAAACAGGCGCGUAUAAGACCCCAGAAGAGUUCAAAGCAGAUGUAAACUUGAUGCUUUCCAACUGCUAUACGUACAAUCAGCCGGAUACUGCCGUAUACAAAAUGGGGCUUUCCCUUGAGAAGUUGUACAAGCAGCUGCUCGCUAAGGGCGCUCUGGAGGGGAAAACUCAGCCCGAAAACUCCCCGAAACUCCCGGAGGGCGAGAAAAAGAAGCAAAAAAUGGGCCCGAGUGCGUCUGGAAUGGCCAUGGAGGAGAGGGAAAAGUGCCUGGAUGCCUUGGGGGAGAUAUCCAAGAGCAAGCACAGGCGGAUAAAUUGGCCGUUUUUGGAGCCCGUGGAUGAGAGCCUCGUUCCGAACUACUACGCCCUUAUAAAGCACCCGAUGGACAUUUCCACGAUGAAGAAAAAGCUUGUUUCCGGAAAAUAUCAGGGCACUGAUGAAUUCGUCCGAGACUUCGACAUAAUGAUCAGCAACUGCCACACAUUCAACACGGAGGGAACGGAAGUAUACGUUUGCGCCACGAAGUUAGACGCUUUAUUCAAGCAGAUAUUCAUGGAUAAGAAGAAGAAAAAGGCCGGAGAUGAUGCAGCACGGAUUUCUGCGCUGAAGAGCCUUAUUGCGCAGUACGAGGGGGAGCUUAGGCGGCUUGAAAGGAGGCCUGCACCCCCGGAGUUCGGGUAUGAGGAGAAAGUCAAGCUCAAGAAGCGCGUGGAGGCACUUCCCCACAACAGAAUGAAAAGCGUAGUGGCUUUUAUCCAGCAAAAUGUCCCAUAUACGCUCGUGGAUCAGGACGAGAUCGAAGUGAACUUGGACGAACUCGAUCAGAGUGCUCUUGCCCGGCUCAGUGAUGUCAUUCAGGAGACGUGCGUCCAGGAGCAGCACCUGGAUAGCGACUCCAGCAGCGAGUGA
This is a messenger RNA of Nematocida major, 1089 nucleotides long. RefSeq lists its product as uncharacterized. NCBI's taxonomy places the organism in Eukaryota, Fungi, Microsporidia. Bases 1 to 1089 code for a protein of 362 amino acids. Gene Ontology annotation, cellular component: chromatin; nucleus. The transcript has a single exon. The record is from RefSeq and is a predicted model, not a curated record. Gene Ontology annotation, biological process: regulation of DNA-templated transcription; chromatin remodeling.